UCUCCUAUUAUUUUCUAAAUUCUGUGCUAACAGAAUCGACUUUAGCUGAAGAAAGAGAGGAAUGAAGUGCCUUCUGCUUCUAUUUUUGUUCUUUGUAACAUUUUCUUCUGCAUUUCCUGCAGCCCAAAUGAUGGAAAAUGAAGAAAACGUGCAACUGGCUCAGGCAUAUCUCAACCAGUUCUACUCUCUUGAAAUCGAAGGGAAUCAUCUUGUUCAAAGCAAGAAUUGGAGUCUCACAGAUGACAAAAUUCGGGAAAUGCAAGCAUUUUUUGGAUUGACAGUGACUGGAAAACUGGACUCAAACACCCUUGAGAUCAUGAAGACACCCAGGUGUGGGGUGCCUGAUGUGGGUCAGUAUGGCUACACCCUCCCUGGGUGGAGAAAAUACAACCUCACCUACAGAAUAAUAAACUAUACUCCGGACAUGGCACGAGCUGCUGUGGAUGAGGCUAUCCAAGAAGGUUUGGAAGUGUGGAGCAAAGUUACUCCACUAAAAUUCACCAGGAUUUCAAAGGGGAUUGCCGACAUCAUGAUUGCCUUUAGGACUCGAGUCCAUGGUCGGUGUCCUCGCUAUUUUGAUGGUCCCUUGGGAGUGCUUGGCCAUGCCUUUCCUCCUGGUCCAGGUCUGGGCGGUGACACUCAUUUUGAUGAGGAUGAAAACUGGACCAUGGAUGGAACAGGAUUCAGCUUGUUUCUUGUGGCUGCUCAUGAAUUUGGUCAUGCACUGGGGCUAUCUCACUCCAAUGAUCAAACAGCCUUGAUGUUCCCAAAUUAUGUCUCCCUGGAUUCCAGAAAAUACUCACUUUCUCAGGAUGAUAUCAAUGGAAUCCAAUCCAUCUACGGAGGUCUGCCUAAGGUCACUGCUAAGCCAAAGGAACCCACUAUACCCCAUGCCUGUGACCCUGACUUGACUUUUGAUGCUAUCACCACUUUCCGCAGAGAAGUAAUGUUCUUUAAAGGCAGGCACCUAUGGAGGAUCUAUUAUGAUAUCACAGAUGUUGAGUUUGAAUUAAUUGCUUCAUUCUGGCCAUCUUUGCCAGCUGAUCUGCAAGCUGCAUAUGAGAGCCCCAGAGAUAAGAUUCUGGUUUUUAAAGAUGAAAAUUUCUGGAUGAUCAGAGGAUACGCUGUUUUGCCAGAUUAUCCCAAAUCUAUCCAUACAUUAGGCUUUCCAAGACGUGUGAAGAAAAUUGAUGCAGCCGUCUGUGAUAAGACCACAAGAAAAACCUACUUCUUUGUGGGCAUUUGGUGCUGGAGAUUUGAUGAAAUGACUCAAACCAUGGACAAAGGGUUCCCACAGAGGGUGAUAAAAUGCUUUCCUGGAAUCGGUAUCCGUGUUGAUGCUGCUUUCCAGUACAAAGGUUUCUUCUAUUUCAGCCGUGGAGCAAAGCAAUUUGAAUACGACAUUAAGGCAAAGAAUAUUACCCGAAUCAUGAGAACUAAUACUUGGUUUCAAUGCAAAGAACCAUUAAACUCAUCAUUUGGUUUUGAUAUCAACAAGGAAAAAGCACAUUCGGGAGGCGUAAAGAUAUUGUAUCGUAAGAGUUUAAGCUUGUUUAUUUUCAGUAUGGUUCAUUUGCUGAAAAAACACUUCUAGUUAUCAAUAAAUUCAUAGACCUAAAAUAAACCUAAACAGGUCUUUUGAUAUAAAUUCUGCUUCAAAGUAGAAUAAAACCAUUCUUUAACAACAAGUUGCCAGUCCUAGUUCUAAAUAUCUAAAUUCAACAGCCAUUUUGAGCUGCCUUAUGCUUUUAAUAGGAAGUUAUUAUGUAGAAACAAAAUCUCUGACUGUAUGUUAAGUCUAUUUCAUGCCUUGUGAACUUGGAGAAGUAAGGCAUGUCUUAUAACUAAAUACUAAAAACAUUUAUUAAACCAAUCAUUAGCAUUCUA
Molecule: messenger RNA, 1887 nt
Organism: Cebus imitator (Panamanian white-faced capuchin)
Lineage: Eukaryota; Metazoa; Chordata; Mammalia; Primates; Cebidae
Gene: MMP27
Product: matrix metallopeptidase 27
Exons: 10
Coding region: 62-1594 (510 amino acids)
Biological process (GO): collagen catabolic process; proteolysis; extracellular matrix organization
Cellular component (GO): extracellular matrix
Molecular function (GO): zinc ion binding; metalloendopeptidase activity
Source: RefSeq, a predicted model, not a curated record